CAAAAGAGGGAGAUAUCCGUCCACCCCCAUUCCUCAUAGGUUAAGAUUCCUAUACCCCAUCUGGUUGAAUCUAAUCUCUCUCUCCCUCUCCAACUUUCAUGGAGUCCUCUUGCCUCCGUCUCCAUCUCCAGCCCCACCACCUCCUCUCCCCCACCACCACCACCACCACCAUCGCCCUCCGCCUCAACUACCUCCACCCUUCUCCUUCCACCCCUUCCCUCCUCCGCCUCUCCUCCUCCUCCUCCUCCUCCCGCAACCCGAGUCAGCACCUCCUCCUCCUCCCACUUCGCUGCUCUCCCGAUUCCCGAGUAGAAGUCUCCUCCGACUCCGACCUGGCCCCGAUCCCUCCGUCGCAGCGCACCUUGACGGCGCUGGACAUGGCGAGCCUGUGGGUGGGGAUGGUGGUGGGCGUGCCCUCCUACUACCUGGCCGGGAGCCUCGUCGACCUCGGCAUGUCGUGGUGGCAGGGCGUCGCCACCGUCGUCGCCGCCAACCUGAUCGUCCUCGUCCCCCUCGUCCUCACCGCCGUCCCCGGCGCGGCCCUCGGCGUCCCCUUCCCCGUCCUCGCCCGCGCCGCCUUCGGCCUCCGCGGCGCCCACGUCCCCGCCCUCCUCCGCGCCCUCGUCGGCUGCGGCUGGUUCGGCAUCGAGUCCUGGAUCGGCGGCCGCGCCGUCUUCCUCCUCCUCCCGCCCUCCCUCAAGUCCUCCCCGGCCGCCCUCGCCCCCGUCUCCUGGCUGGGCACCUCCCCUCUCCAGUUCUCCUGCUUCCUCCUCUUCUGGCUCGCGCAGCUCGCCGUCGUCCUGCGGGGCAUGCGCGGCAUCCGGGAGCUCGAGAAGUACAUCCCGCCCCGCCUCACCCGCUCCCAGUUCUGGGCCGUCUUCUUCCCCUCGCUCACCGCCAACGUCAGCUUCUGGGCCACCGUCGCGCUCAACAUACCCGACUUCUCCCGGUUCGCGCGCAGCCAGGCCGACCAGAUCGUCGGCCAGGCCGGCCUCCCCGUGUUCAUGGGCCUCUUCACCUUCGCCGGCCUCGCAAUCACGUCCUCCACGGAGGUCAUCUUCGGCCGCGUCAUCUCCGAUCCCAUCCAGCUCCUCGGCCGGAUCGGCGGCGGCCUCCCGACCACGCUCGUCGCCAUCUUCGGCAUCAGCCUCGCCACCAUCACCACCAACAUCGCCGCCAACGUGGUCGCGCCCGCCAACGCCCUCGUGAAUCUCAGCCCCCGCAGGUUCACGUUCGCCAGGGGAGCGCUCGUUACUGCGCUGCUGGGGAUCGCGUUCCAGCCCUGGCGGCUGCUGAGCUCCAGCGAGAGCUUCGUCUACACGUGGCUGCUCGGCUACUCCGCACUCAUGGGGCCGAUCGGGGGGAUAAUCCUCGCCGACUACUACCUCGUCAAGCGCAUGGAUUUGGACGUCGCCGCCUUGUACUCGCAGAAUCCUCGCGGGCCCUAUUACUACUGGAACGGAUUCAAUGCUGCUGCAUUGGCGGCUCUCGUCGCCGGGAUUUUGCCGAUAGUCCCGGGGUUUCUGUGCAAUGUGGGAAUUUUGUCGAACACGCGGCACGCAUUUGUUGUGGCCUACAACAACGCAUGGUUUGUGAGCUUCUUCGUCUCCGGUGUGGCCUAUUGGCUUCUUUCCUUACGAAGAGGGAGAGGGAGUGGGGAUAAGCAUCAAUCAGCAUGACGACUAGUGGCGGGAGCUCUGAUGGAAUUAUGAAAAACUCUUUUUAUCCGUUGGUGUCCCGAGUUGGGGGUGAAUAUUCUGGCGCCUUCAGCAUGCAUUUGCAUGCGUAUAUUUAGGUAUCGUUUGGUUCGGGGAUAAGAAAAAAGUGGCUAUUCCAGGAAUAGGUAUAAAUUGAGGUAUAA
Messenger RNA from Ananas comosus (pineapple), 1861 nucleotides. RefSeq names its product purine-uracil permease NCS1-like. Gene Ontology annotation, biological process: nucleobase transport; transmembrane transport. Gene Ontology annotation, cellular component: plasma membrane. The coding region runs from base 99 to 1679 and encodes 526 amino acids. The record is from RefSeq and is a predicted model, not a curated record. Gene Ontology annotation, molecular function: nucleobase transmembrane transporter activity. NCBI's taxonomy places the organism in Eukaryota, Viridiplantae, Streptophyta, Magnoliopsida, Poales, Bromeliaceae. The transcript has a single exon.